AUGAACUUGAUGUGCAACUGGGAUAAGAACAGCCCCAAGAAAACCGCGGAUUUCCAGUUGACCUUCCCUCAGUUGACCGAGUACCCGGCCCUGUGCAAGAUGAAGCUCCGCUUCGGCAGUGAGAUCCAAGAGGCAAUCCAGUCGCGUGAAGCCGCGUUCUUGUGGGGUGAGCUGACCGAUGAUGAGAUGAUCAGCGUUGCGCUGACGACAGAGAGGAACCAGGUCAGGAUUGUCCUGAUCCAUCCAAUGAACCUGGAGCCUCUCCCCAAGGAGAUCCGAGUCGUCCUCAGGCAAAAUGACGAACUAUCAGACAUGGCUACUUUUGACAUCAAUGUCAUGGACAACAUGGAUGAAUCUAUCAUGAUGCUCGCAGGAUCAUACUCUCUCAUUAACUCCAGACAGAAUAACCGUCGUGCUACGCUUACUUUCUCCAGGCGCAACCAUCAGGACAUCCAAGCUACAUUGGACGCAGCCGUCCAACUUGAAAACACCAUCUUCAGUACCAGUCUGGUUGUAAAAUACAGCGAGGACGAACAGAAGUUGGUGGAAGCCAUGCUGCAAAUCCAGAAUACAAGUUCAUCAGAGAGUGUCGGAUAUGAUCUGGAUGUGUCUGUACGUCAUCCCAUUACCGGACUGGACAUGUCCACUGCCUUUAACUUCCUGAACAACAACAAGGCCAUUGUUCUGGGUAUGGAAGGAGAAGCCCUUCUCGCUGAAGACGUCCAACCUUACACCUUUGAGAUUAAGUGGGACAAAGUGUUGAAGAAAUACUCCAUCACUUCCAACAAUCCAAUGCAUGAGAUGCUCCUCACCGGUCAGUUUGAAGACCGCUCCUACGCCGAGCAUCAGAUCUACAGGGUGACUAUGGUCAACAGUCUGGAUGGAAAAGACAUGAGGUCUAUGGUUGACUUCAACAGCCAAUCAAAGGAGAUCUCUUACAUUGCCCAUAUCAACCCAGACCAACCUGCAGACUUUAUGCGUUUCCAAGCCGGCUACAUGAACGAGACCGCUCUCUUUGUGCUCUUGGACUCUGAGAUUGAAGGGAAGUACACCGUCGAUGCAAGACUCGUUGAAUCUCUUCAGACCUCUAAGAUCCUCCGAACUCAGCUUGAGUGGAGGCCGGAGUGGGCGGAGUUUGUCCAUUGGAAAGCAGCUCAGGUCUUGCACGACAUCCGUGUAGGUAUCGAGAGGAAUGGCAACCUGAUGCUGGAGCGCCGAGAGGCCAUGUCUGCACUCCUCCAAACCUCCAGGGAUGACUUCAUCCAGAGCAACGCCGACUACAACGCCAUCGUGGCCGAUAUAAAGCAACGUUUUGGUGUCAAGAUUGAGGAUCUUAAGACCUACUGGAGCGCCGUGAGAGAACACUCUAAUACCAAGUGGGCCGAGUAUUGGGAGCAGUUCAGGAUUGACUCAUCGGAAACCACCGAGGAGCUGAGAAGCACGCUGGACCGUCUGAGGGAGAGAUUCUCAACAUUAGCAGAAAGCUUGAAGUUUGAUGGCAGUGAAUAUGUUGACGCCACAAACCAACGUGUAAGAUCCUUCUACAAGAAUAACAUCACACCAUUGAUCAAGGAACUGAAGGAUUUAUUCAAGAGCCUGAUUGAGAAACACAACAGCCAGAUGGAUUUGCUUUUCCCGAUCCGCCACCCCUACGGAGACGACUUCCUCAUCCCUGAGCUCGAGGCAGAACCUGAGGUGUAUGAACCCAAAUAUAAUACAGAGGGAGAGGAUCCUAUCGCAGAGAAAAACAUUUUCCUGACGUCUAUCAAGGAUGUUCGAGGUGAAACCGUCCUCUCUGAGGACUCAUUGCUCUCCACAAUGACCAGGGAAAGACUGAGGAGAUUAGAGCUGGUGCAGAGCAUUGAGACACUCUGGACUGCAACAAAAGAGGAGGUCGACGCCAUGGUUGCCAAGAUUGAGGCUAGCUUCAAGGGGUCAGCAUUCUACGCAGACUUGACCGAGCAGUGGGAGGAGCUAAAGGAACGCUUCCCGGUAGGGGAAUGGCGUCAGGAGGCGGAGGCCAAGUUUGAGGAGAUCCGAGAGUCAGAAGAUGUCCAGAGGCUGAUCGCUGUCUUCAAUGAGAUCAAGGGAGAGUUAAUAUUGAGCUGGCUCAGUGAAGCCAACAAUGAAAACAUUCUGCGCAUCCAAGAGAAGAUGGCCGCUACCCUGAAAGAGUACAACUUUGACAUCCUGGACUACUUCAAGUAUCCGAUGUACGAGGUCAUCAAGUACGACAUCGAGAACGGUGAGAUCAUCGUCCUCUACCACCUCCCCGCUGAGCUUCACAGCCUCCAGACCCCGCCCGAGUCCUACCGCCGGGUCGAGAUGACCCAGCGUCUGCAGGAGAUGAUCGCCGAAGUGCGUGAACGCUCCAAGAACACACUGGGUGAUAUCAGGAUGGCCGAUGGGUCUCUGCGCAGCAUGUACGAGCUGAUGUUGUCGGAGCCGAUGCUGCUGUACCGCGAGGGAAACUUCACGGCGUGGUUUCAGGGAGAGAAGAUUAAGAUGGAGAGGAGGAUGUGGAAUGCUGUCCACUUCAGCAAGGUGUACCUCAACCCCAUCAACUGGCUUCCUCCACAUGAAGCCAAUGGCAUGAUUAUUGGCUCCAACCACUUCAUGACCUACGAUCGCACCCACUAUGACUUCAGCAGUGGCUGCAGCUACCUCCUUGCCCACGAUUUCAUCGACGGAAACUUCACCGUUGUUGUGGAUUAUGAACGUGACCUGACUGCUGGCGGUAGAAGCAAGAGCAUCGUGCUGUACUUGAAUGACACCGAUGUGUAUGAGAUCAAGCAAGACUUCACUGUUUCCCAUGGCAAGCAAUUCUUGGAGAUGCCCUUCCAACAUGGACACACCACCGUCAUGCGUUACAUCAACAGCAUCCGCAUCCACAACACCAAUGGCGUCACCAUCACCUGCGAGAUCGCCCAAGACAUCUGCACCGUAGACAUCAGCGGCUGGUACUACGGCAAGACGGCAGGUCUCCUCGGCACCUACAACUACAACGACCUGGACGACAUGACCAACAGCGAGGGCGAUAUGUCUCGCCAUCUGGAUGAGUUCACCCGCAGCUGGAAGGUUGGAAAGCGUUGCGCUGGAUCCGAGAUCGAUAGUCUUCCAGAAUGCAACAAGGACCCACAUGUUGAGGAGAAUGCUGUGUGCGCUGAGCACUUCUUGAAUGAGGUGUCUACUCUGACCAAGUGUCUCGGAGUGGUGGAUCCUGCACCAUACUACGCCAUGUGUGCUAGCAACAUGUGCCAGUUAACAGCCGAUGAUCGCAAGAAGGCAGCUUGCGUCUCGGUCAAGGCCUACGUCAACGAGUGCAACAGAAUGAUGGUCGGCAUCACUGUGCCCAAGUCAUGUGUUGUAUGUGAUUCUCCAGUUGGCGAGUACGGCCAGGACGAGAUUAGAGUUCUCUCCGAGGCUGAGCAGAUCCAGAAAUCAGCCGACGUGAUCCUGAUCGUCGAAGAGAAAGAAUGCAACAAAGACUUGACGGACAAGAUCGGCGACAUCGUCGACAUGUACGACACUGAACUCAAGAACGUCCGCCAGUUCACAGACAAUCGCUUUGGCAUUGUUGGAUUCGGCGGUGAAGGAGUGCACGAUCUUCCUCACAUCCACACCAUCGAUGGCGCCAUCUUCAACGAGAAGCGCCGUCUGCGUAUGCAAGGAUUGACCGCAUUGGAGUUUUCCGAAGAUGGAAGCAACAAUACCUUUGACGCCAUCCUAGCCGCUGCGAACUAUCCGUUCCGUGCCGGAGUCGCCAAGAACAUUGUCCUGUUGUCCUGCUCUGACUGCCAGCGUGCCUAUCACAUGGAGAAGACCUAUGCUGAUGUAUCCAGUAUGUUGAUGAGACAAGGUAUCCAGUUCAACCUGUUGCUGAAGGCAGACCUCCAGCUUGUGCCAACCCGUGCAAAGAACAACUCUCCCAAGAAUCAAGUCAUUUAUGGUAUUGACAACCGCACAGUAUUCACCAACAAGGCCCUAAACAGCGGCACCCUGUUUGGUGACAAGACAAUCCGCAAGCUGAUCAACGAGCCCAUCAAUCAGUGUGCCCUCUUGGCCUUUGAGACCGGCGGUGGCGUGUUCGACUCCACCAAGAUCGCCCAGAAGAAGUUUGUGGAUGUGCUGACCCAGAGAAUGGUGGAGCACACCCAGAUUGAAGAAUGCCAGAUAUGUAGCUGCAAGGCCUACAAUGACGGAGUCGGCAGAAGCGUGUGCGAGUCAUGUGACAUCGCCUCAGGCCCUAAUUGGUAUUUCGAGAUGCAACGCACAUUUGCCGAGACAGACUACUACAGUAGACUAGGCUUACAGACAGUGGUCGACUACAUUAACGUCAAAACCGCUGAAGUGCCAGUUAACAAAACCCCCAAGGAGCUAGGAAUUUAAUUGUUCCCCAAACAGAUAAGGGUCGGAGCUAUCUAGAAGACUUUGAUUUACACCACAGGAUUUCUUUGUAACCGCAAUCAAUUUGUUUUUAAGAUAGUCAAAGAUUCUUAUGAUUUUUUGCUGGUUUUUACUAGAAAGUUGGAACUUGUAUAAAUUUCUUCAUUGGAAUGAUUGUUUGUGACCGGUUUGAGAUGAUUUGAAGGGAUGCAGUAUUAACUUUUAUUUUUAAUUUUUAAUUAAGACAAAUUUGAUAAGGGAUUCCGUAAGAUGCUUUGUAUUUUAGAAUAUCUGGUAUGUUAUCUUGAACUUAAGCUGCACAGCUCACCCUGAGGAAAAACCAAGUUAAGACGAGUAUUCCUGAACCAUGUCGGAUGCUGUGCUUUUAAGAAGCGAUAUGCCGUCAUCUUUAAGUUGUUCAACGGACUGGUGUGUGGUCGCUAACUUGAGCAGUUCUUCUAAUCUCUUUGAAAUUUCACAUAUUCCGAGUUGAACUGCUUGACAAAUAUUCAGGCACCUCAAAUGCGUAUACAAGUUUUGAACUAAAAUGUUUUUAACUGUUACUGUGGGGAGGGGAAGGGUAAGAUCAGGAUUGCUAAUUUAGUUGUCAUUUUCACUUUCGUAAAUGUUGUCUCAAACAUUUAAUAGCUGAUUUUGCACCUAAUUAACGAUGGAAGUAGAAUGCUGCAAUUACAAUGCAAGUAAUUUAAUAAGUAAAAAAAUGCUUGAUCCAUGGACAAACUGUGAAGGUAGGUGAAGAUUUCUGUCUAACAUGAUGUUUAGGUACAUGUAGUUGUCGGAAUAACUGCCUGGUUAGUUUAUGGUAAAAAUCAGUCAUCUUUUAAACCAGUCAUCUAUAAGGGAUAAUUGAACUGGAUUGUUGACUAAAGAGCUAACCACACGACAGCAAUUUACCUGGGGUCCCUUGCUAAAUUUUAGCAUGGUUGUAAAAUGUACCAAUGUUUGACGAUAUUUUGCAAGAGAACUUGGAUAGUAGAAACAAUUGUCUCCUUUCAGACGAGGUACAUUUUGAAAACUCAUGUGUGAAAGGGGCUCUACGUAGCUUUUUGCAUGGACCUGUCAUUUUUUUCUUCAUCUUUUGACGAUUUGGAGUGAGGAAGUAAAGAAACACAGUAGUAAUGAUUUAUGUCUGUAAUUUUGUAAAAAUAAUGGUGUGAUUCGGUUUUAUUUUGUAUUAAAAAUUUUACACUUUUUAAAAACAAA
Molecule: messenger RNA, 5610 nt
Organism: Asterias rubens (European starfish)
Lineage: Eukaryota; Metazoa; Echinodermata; Asteroidea; Forcipulatida; Asteriidae
Exons: 21
Coding region: 1-4389 (1462 amino acids)
Source: RefSeq, a predicted model, not a curated record